Messenger RNA from Amphimedon queenslandica, 3432 nucleotides. Its product is annotated as serine/threonine-protein kinase STE20-like. NCBI's taxonomy places the organism in Eukaryota, Metazoa, Porifera, Demospongiae, Haplosclerida, Niphatidae. Gene Ontology annotation, molecular function: ATP binding; transmembrane receptor protein tyrosine kinase activity. Gene Ontology annotation, biological process: positive regulation of kinase activity; multicellular organism development; protein phosphorylation. Bases 675 to 3158 code for a protein of 827 amino acids. Gene Ontology annotation, cellular component: plasma membrane; signaling receptor complex. The transcript is spliced from 14 exons. The record is from RefSeq and is a predicted model, not a curated record.
CAUGAUUUUACAAGAUGCGAAAACAAAAACUAGAUAGUAUAACAAAGAAGAGAGAGAGAGCAAAGAACUGAUAGCUGGGUCAUUUCUUUAAGAUCAUGUUGUCUGUGUUUCGUCUUCUCUCACUCUUGAUCUGUAGUGUUGGGGUAUGGGUAUCAACAGUAAAUGGACAAGGGCAGUGUCCUAAUGGCUUUAUAGAGCAGUCUUCAUUACCUGGUUUAGUAAAUGAUGCUGUCACUAGACCUGAGGGCUACCUGUAUUUCUUCUUUUCUGUUAAUUUUACUUGUCAAUUUGAAGUAUCUGGCUUUAUUCUUCUAGCAACAGAGGAUGAUGGAGUAGGAGAAUAUCCUUUUAUUCAGAUAUGGAGAGAAACAUCAACUAACUUGUACGAUAGAAUUCAUAAUAUUGGUAGCAGUGAUGAGGUGGCAUUCCUUGGUAAUUCAUUAUAUCAAUAUACUCCUACUAGUGGGAAUAUUACUGUACUACCUGGUGACAUAUUGGGACUAUUGGCAUUAUCCAAUUCUAAUUCAAGAGUCACUCCUUAUCUCCUCAAUCAAUCCUCACCACAGUAUUAUGAAAUAUCAGCUAUAUCAUCACAACUAGGACUUACUUAAGUAUUUGCUAAUAAUCAGCUCAAUUUUCGUAACCAGUACUCACCGCUUGUUGCUAUUGAAUUAAUGGUCUCAUUUUCAUCAAGUAUAUCAUCAACAAUACAGACCACCACCACUAUGAUCACCCCCACCACCACUACUACUGCUACUAUUUCAAUUGCUACAAGUAUGAUAACAUCAGCAAGUGAUUCAAUGACCAGUUCACUAAUAGCUACUACACCUGGGGCUAGUAGUAACACUCUAUCACUCAUUGUAGCAUCAAGCACUACUCCAUCAGACUCAUCCUCUAAUGCUGGUAUGCCUUCAAUUACUAGUCAUCAACCUACUGUUACACCAUUACCUCCCUCUUUCUCUUCUACGAUUGGUACAACACCUCUCGGAUCUCUGUCUUCUUCUUCUCUCUCUAUACUCCUCUCAUCAUCUUCUCCCUCUUUUACCAUCUCUACAACUCUUUCUUCUUUCUCCAUGACUUCUCUUCCUUCUACUUCUGUUUUACUUUCCCCUCCCUCCUCCUCUCUCUCAUCUUCUCCAUCCACAUCUCCUCCCCCUCCCUCUGUUUCCUCAUCCCCCUCCUCUUCUCCUCCCUCCUCUGGGUCAUCUGUACUAACAACAGCUGUUAUUUCUGGUGUCGUUGUUGCUGUUGUUCUUAUUCUUAUCAUCAUUGGACUUAUAUUUUUACUGGUCCUGCUCUUUGGCCUUGGAAGAAAGAGGAGAAGACAAAAAUACUCUCCGACUGAUGACAAAACCAAAGAUACCUUUGACAAUCCAAACUACACAGGUGUAGUAUCAAAUACUAACGUACUCAGUCCCAGCUCUACGAUGACUGGUGAUAACUUUGUGACUCAUUAUGAGAUACCAGGCUAUCAAGACCCAGGGUUAGGGUCGUCAACGAUGCCACGAGAAACCUUAUACGACGUAGCACAAGUACCUCCGCCUAACAGCAUAGUAAAGAAGGAAGGAACUAAUGGAGCAGUGUAUGAUGAGGCCAGACCUACAGGCACUAAGAGUGGAGGCAUAACUAGUAUAUAUCAUGAGCUAGGGCCUGAUGAUGGAAUGCAUUAUGAGUUUGGACCCACUGGGACUGACACUGCCCCUCAUUAUGAGACGAACUCUGGGUUUAUAUACGAGAUGGAGACAGUCCCGUCUGGAUAUGAGCAACCAGUUAUAUCACGUUCUAAUACUAUGAAGAACCAUGCUACCACUAAUAAUACACCAGCACCUCAUCCUGGUAAUGGUACUGUGUCACCAGGAGUUAAUCAUUAUGACGUGUUGGAGGAGUCACUGAUGGGUGCUGAUCCUAAUGCUAGUGAUACUGUUAAUCAUUAUGAUGUUCUUGAUGACGUUAAUAGCAAUUCUAAAGACAUUCAUGACUACAGCGUCCUAAGUGGUAAAGAUAUUUAUGUUCCUACCAAAGAAGAAAGGCGGGUAGUGUCACAAAGUGAAACACAACUAACUGAGAGCAUUUAUUCUUUACUGGAGGAGACUCAGAGACAGAAAUAUGAGAACGUGAGGUUUUUUGAAGAGUCUGACAUAUACUGGAGACCAGCCUGCCAGGCGUCAGAUCUUUAUGAUCAGUUAGCCAAGAGAAAAUACAGAGAGAUAAGACAGAAUCAACUGAGGCUAGUGAAGCACCUUGGUUCUGGUCAAUUUGGUACAGUUAAUGAAGGAGUGUGGCAUUCUCCAACUGGUGAGGUGAAAGUGGCUAUUAAGAUGCUACCAAAAGCUUGCAAAGAGGAAGAGAAGAUAAAGCUUUUGCAAGAGGCGGCCAUUAUGGGGCAGUUCUCUCAUUCUAAUGUUGUCACACUCCAUGGGGUUGUCACUGUUGGUGAACCAUUGAUGAUAAUUAUGGAGUUGAUGAAGAAUGGUGACUUGAGAAAUCACCUUCUCUCAAUCAGAAAAGAUUUAGAAACAUCUUCUGAUGAUUUGUUGCCUUCCAAACUCUUAAAGUUUUGCCAGCAGAUUGCCAAUGGGAUGAAUUAUUUGUCAAUGAAAUCAUUUGUACAUCGUGACCUUGCAGCGAGAAACGUAUUCUUAAAUGAUCGUUUUAUAUGUAAAAUUGGUGAUUUUGGUAUGUCACGUGACCUUGAAGAUGAGAACUAUUACGUGUCACACGGUGGAAAGGUACCAGUUAAAUGGACAGCACCAGAGGCUUUAUUAUACAAGAAAUAUGCACCAACCACUGAUGUAUGGAGUUACGGGGCUGUACUGUAUGAGAUGUGGAGUUUAGGACAUAAACCAUUUGAAGAGUAUUCAAACCAACAGUAUAUGGAGAUGAUACAGACUGGGUAUCGUCUGCCUCCUCCUCCUGGUUGCCCUAGAGGAAUAUAUCAAUUGAUGAUACACUGCUGGAACCCUGACAGUAACCACAGGCCAACAUUUAAGGAUAUUCUUGAUACAUUGGCAGAGGAUCCAGAGGGUCUCCUUCAUUGGAGUGAUGAUAAUAAAGCAGCUCAUGAGUCUUCCUCUGUCCUUGGAUCAGAUUUAGAGGCAGGUCAAGACUUGUAUCCGGAACUGCAGCAAAUUUUUGUUAAAUCUAAAAUGAAAAUAUAAAAAGCUACCAAUCUUCUUGUUUCUCUCCCAUCUCUGUCAUUAAUCACUCUUUCUCACACCAAUAAUGUAUAAUCUGAUGAUUGUUGUAUUUUUAUGUGUAUAUCCUUUUUGCGGUUUUGCUUUUUAAUACCGAUUUCAUUUUAAUUUUUAAUGUAGAUUUUUAUAUUAUGAAAUUUGCUUCCACAAGGCUAUAUAAAAGAGAUAGUGGUAUCUAUUUAAUUUACUAUUGUCAAUUCUGCAUUGUUUAUGUAAACAGAACUUGUCUAAACUGUUA